GAGAGCGCAGCGAAAACAAAGAUGGCGACCGCGCCGGGGUCGGUGGCCGCGGCGGCUGCGGUGCUACGCGCGGGCCAGACCCACUGAGGCGGCGGCGCAGGGAGCGGGGCUGCGGGGUCUCGGCGGCGGCGGCGGCGGCGAGAGGGCAGAGGGAGCGCGCGGCGCCCCUAACCUUCAGCCGCGGGAGCGCGCCGGCACCCGCCCGCCGGGCCGGCCGGCCGCGAUGUCCGGCGCCGAGGAGGCUGGCGGAGGCGGCCCGGCCGCGGGGCCAGCCGGCUCCGUGCCGGCCGGGGUCGGGGCCGGGGCCGGGGUCGGGGUCGGGGCCGGGCCCGGGGCGGCCGCGGGGCCGGCGGCGGCGGCGGCGCUGGGUGAGGCGGCGGGGCCCGGGCUCCCAGACGAGGCGGGCCUAGCCGGCGCCCGGCAGCUGCAGGAGGCGGCGGGCGACCCCGACGCGCCGCCCAAGAAGCGGCUACGGGCGGCCGAGGCAGCCGAGGCGGCGGCGGCGGCGGCGGCGGCGGGCAGCGGGAAGCUGGAGGAGCGGCUCUACUCGGUUCUGUGCUGCACGGUCUGCCUGGACCUGCCCAAGGCCUCCGUGUACCAGUGUACUAACGGUCACUUGAUGUGCGCUGGCUGUUUUAUCCACCUACUAGCAGAUGCCCGGCUGAAGGAGGAGCAGGCCACGUGCCCCAACUGUCGUUGCGAGAUCAGUAAGAGCCUCUGCUGCCGCAACCUGGCCGUGGAGAAGGCCGUGAGCGAGCUGCCCUCUGAGUGUGGCUUCUGCCUGUGCCAGUUCCCCCGCUCCAUCCUGGAGAGGCACCAGAAAGAGGAGUGCCAGGACAGGGUGACGCAGUGCAAGUACAAGCGCAUCGGCUGCCCGUGGCAUGGCCCUUUUCACGAGCUGACGGUGCACGAGGCCGCCUGUGCCCACCCAACCAAGACAGGCAACGAGCUGAUGGAGAUCCUGGAUGAGAUGGACCAAAGCCACCGCAAGGAGAUGCAGCUCUACAACAGCAUCUUCAGCCUGCUCAGCUUCGAAAAGAUCGGCUAUACAGAGGUCCAGUUCCGGCCAUACCGCACGGACGACUUCAUCACGCGUCUGUACUAUGAGACGCCUCGGUUCACGGUGCUGAACCAGACGUGGGUCCUGAAGGCACGCGUGAACGAUUCGGAGCGCAACCCCAACCUUUCGUGCAAGCGCACCCUCUCCUUCCAGCUCCUGCUCAAGAGCAAGGUCACCGCGCCCCUGGAGUGCUCCUUUCUGCUGCUCAAGGGCCCAUACGACGAUGUGAAGAUCAGCCCCGUCAUCUACCACUUCGUGUUCACCAACGAGAGCAACGAGACGGACUACGUACCGCUGCCCAUCGUCGACUCUGUGGAGUGCAACAAGCUGCUGGCCGCCAAGAACAUCAACCUGCGGCUCUUCCUGUUCCAGAUUCAGAAGUAGGCGGCCCUGCCCACGCCCACUGCCGUGGCUGCACCGCACCAUUGCCCAUCUCAGUGGAGAAGGGAUGGAAGCGAACCCUGGGACGUCUGCAUGCGUGUGCGAAGGUGGGAGCCCCCUCGCCCUCUGCCCCACCUCCUCUGUCCUGGGCGCCGGAGGCUGGGCCCCUGAAGAGGAGACACUGCUCGGGGACCCAAGGGGUGUGGCAUGGCUCAGCUGCCUGGCCCCAGCCCCCAGCGUGCAGUGGGCCCCACGCCUGCUCUGGGCUGCACGGCAGGCCACCCACAGCUCCUGGGCCGGGCUCGGGGGCGCUGACCACAGACAGCGUAUUUGAUUGCAAUUAAAAAGGCACCCUUGUUUCCUA
Messenger RNA from Cervus elaphus (red deer), 1805 nucleotides. RefSeq names its product cysteine and histidine-rich protein 1. The coding region runs from base 224 to 1444 and encodes 406 amino acids. The transcript has 4 exons. Lineage: Eukaryota; Metazoa; Chordata; Mammalia; Artiodactyla; Cervidae. The record is from RefSeq and is a predicted model, not a curated record. Gene Ontology annotation, cellular component: nucleus.